AUGGACUAUUCGUACGAUGAGGACCUGGACGAGCUGUGCCCGGUGUGUGGGGACAAGGUGUCCGGCUACCACUACGGGCUGCUCACCUGCGAGAGCUGCAAGGGCUUCUUCAAGCGCACCGUGCAGAACAACAAGCACUACACGUGCACCGAGAGCCAGAGCUGCAAGAUCGACAAGACGCAGAGGAAGCGCUGCCCCUUCUGCCGCUUCCAGAAGUGCCUGACGGUGGGGAUGCGGCUGGAAGCCGUGCGUGCUGACCGCAUGCGGGGCGGCCGGAACAAGUUCGGACCCAUGUACAAGCGGGACCGAGCCCUGAAGCAGCAGAAGAAGGCCCAGAUCCGGGCCAACGGCUUCAAGCUGGAGACCGGGCCCCCCUCGGGCGCACCGCCCCCGCCGCCCCCGCCCCCGCCGGACUACAUGCUGCCGCCGGGGCUGCACGCCGCCGACCCCAAGGGCCUGAGCUCCGCGCCCCCCGCGGGGCCCAUGGGCGACUUUGGGCCCCCAGCGCUGCCCAUGGCCAUGCCCAGCACCCAUGGGCCCCUGGCCGGCUACCUCUACCCGUCCUUCCCCGGCCGCACCAUCAAGUCCGAGUACCCGGAGCCCUACGCGAGCCCCCCGCAGCCCGGGCCGCCCUACGGCUACCCAGAGUCCUUCUCGGGCAGGCCCGGGGUGCCCGAGCUCAUCCUGCAGCUGCUGCAGCUGGAGCCCGAGGAGGAGCAGGUGCGGGCGCGCAUCCUGGGCUGCCUGCAGGAGCCCGCCAAGGGCCGCCCCGACCAGCCCGCGCCCUUCAGCCUGCUCUGCCGCAUGGCCGACCAGACCUUCAUCUCCAUCGUGGACUGGGCGCGCCGGUGCAUGGUCUUCAAGGAGCUGGAGGUGGCCGACCAGAUGACCCUUCUGCAGAACUGCUGGAGCGAGCUGCUGGUAUUUGACCACGUGUACCGGCAGAUCCAGCACGGCAAGGAGGCCAGCAUCCUGCUGGUCACUGGGCAGGAGGUGGAGCUGAGCACCGUGGCGGAACAGGCGGGGUCCCUGCUGCACGGCCUGGUGCUUCGGACACAGGAGCUGGUCCUGCAGCUGCACGCACUGCAGCUCGACCGCCAGGAGUUUGUCUGCCUCAAGUUCCUCAUCCUCUUCAGCCUCGACGUGAAGUUCCUCAACAACCACGGCCUGGUGAAGGACGCGCAGGAGAAAGCCAACGCCGCCCUGCUCGACUACACGCUGUGUCACUACCCGCACUGCGGGGACAAGUUCCAGCAGCUGCUGCUGUGCCUGGUGGAGGUGCGGGCCCUGAGCAUGCAGGCCAAGGAGUACCUGUACCACAAGCACCUGGGCAACGAGAUGCCGCGCAACAACCUGCUCAUCGAGAUGCUGCAAGCCAAGCCGACCUGA
Molecule: messenger RNA, 1389 nt
Organism: Sorex fumeus (smoky shrew)
Lineage: Eukaryota; Metazoa; Chordata; Mammalia; Eulipotyphla; Soricidae
Gene: NR5A1
Product: nuclear receptor subfamily 5 group A member 1
Exons: 6
Coding region: 1-1389 (462 amino acids)
Biological process (GO): hormone-mediated signaling pathway; regulation of transcription by RNA polymerase II; tissue development
Cellular component (GO): RNA polymerase II transcription regulator complex
Molecular function (GO): zinc ion binding; nuclear receptor activity; RNA polymerase II cis-regulatory region sequence-specific DNA binding
Source: RefSeq, a predicted model, not a curated record